AUGGACUUUACGCCCCAAGACUUCGUUCACUAUCUCCUUGCCGCUGCAGGAGCCUUCGCAAAUGACCAGCUCGGGGUUUUCCUAGUAUCAGAGGAAGACAGUGAUUUGGUCGAAAAGCUCUGGACGGGGACUGAGAUCGCAGAUCAAGUGUUUGUUGCGAGUGAUGUGCGGAAAGAUACACCAGCUCUGUACCUUUUGGGUGAAGAGGAGCGAAACAUUUUCUUCGUCGGCAAGGAGAACGUCCUUCAAUGGUAUCGAUACGACCCAGACGAAGAGGAAUGGAGCGAGGUUGAGUAUAAUGGUAAAGGAGAGUUGACCGUUCACCCAUCGGGCCGAAUAAGUGGUUGCCUCAGCCCGUGGGGUGAGAUCGUGAUAUUCGAGGGUCCAGAAAAUGGACUGCAAGCGUACAGAGCAACGGACGGGGAGAGACUUGAGCCCCUACCUCCAUUGCCAGCGGAUUUGGAGCCUGGGACGCCGCAUCAGGCCGUGCUGCCAGGCGACGGCACCGUGAACCUGCUGUAUGUCCACCGUGACGGGCGAAUUCAUCAUCUCGUUGCAGCGAGCCCUGGACUCGGAGAAUGGAAAGACGAAGGCGUUUGCUUCACUUACCCAAGCGCCAAUCGCAGCGAACAGAUCGUCAGCUUCAUCGCCAUCCCACAGGAAGAUGGAUCCCUGGAAAUAUGUGCUCUGAUGUCGGGAGGCGCGCUGGUGAAAGUGAAGAGCAACGGGCAGAUUACUGAGCUGGGAACAGUCAAGCAGGGCCAGUUCACGGCUCAUACGAGCGAAGAGUGCGGCAUUGAGCUGAUACGAGGCAUCAAGAAAGGUAUCAAAGCCGUUGUAGGCGAGCUCAAAAAAUAG
This is a messenger RNA of Nannizzia gypsea CBS 118893, 858 nucleotides long. RefSeq lists its product as hypothetical. Bases 1 to 858 code for a protein of 285 amino acids. The record is from RefSeq and is a predicted model, not a curated record. Lineage: Eukaryota; Fungi; Ascomycota; Eurotiomycetes; Onygenales; Arthrodermataceae. The transcript is spliced from 3 exons.